Molecule: messenger RNA, 237 nt
Organism: Lampris incognitus (smalleye Pacific opah)
Lineage: Eukaryota; Metazoa; Chordata; Actinopteri; Lampriformes; Lampridae
Gene: pcp4a
Product: Purkinje cell protein 4a
Exons: 3
Coding region: 1-237 (78 amino acids)
Cellular component (GO): cytoplasm
Molecular function (GO): calcium ion binding; calmodulin binding
Source: RefSeq, a predicted model, not a curated record
AUGGCGUGCGCACGCCUCAGGAUACGCCACGUUGAACACGCUGUUCAGGACACCAGACAAGGAUCUGGAGCAAUGACUGGAACCAGCAAGCCAUCUGCUGGGCAAGAUGACAAGAAGGAUAACCUAGCCGAGGACUUUGACAUUGACAUGAAAGCCCCAGAAACGGAGAAAGCGGCCGUGGCCAUCCAAUCACAGUUCAGGAAAUUCCAGAAAAAGAAGCAGGGCGUGAAGUCCUAG